Carassius carassius (crucian carp) is the source of this 3508-nucleotide messenger RNA. RefSeq lists its product as uncharacterized. Bases 852 to 2423 code for a protein of 523 amino acids. Gene Ontology annotation, biological process: regulation of DNA-templated transcription; circadian rhythm. Gene Ontology annotation, molecular function: DNA binding; DNA-binding transcription factor activity. The record is from RefSeq and is a predicted model, not a curated record. Lineage: Eukaryota; Metazoa; Chordata; Actinopteri; Cypriniformes; Cyprinidae. Gene Ontology annotation, cellular component: nucleus. The transcript is spliced from 2 exons.
GACCUGUUAUGCAACCGCUGACCUACUAACAUACAUUUCUAAACAGAAGCAGCUAGCGGCAGGAUACUGGAGCGCCUCGCCAACACAACACAAGAACCCAUGCGUACUGGACGUGUGCGUGCGUCACUUCGCCUUUUAUUCAAGCCACCGAGGCUGAUACAAACAGACUAAUAGAAGUCAUCGGGCCACAGAAAUAUUUUGGAUACAGGCACAAAAGCCACAAACGCCUUUCAUCAAACAGCCAGCUGGAGGCUUUGGGAGCAGCAGCACCCCUCCCCAAGAGGCUGACAAGCUGGGGCAGACUGAGUGACCUAUAUCCUCCAACACGCCCAAGGCACUGGGAUCUCUGUCGGCUUGAUAGAGCCGUUACAUAAAGGAAUAAAAGUGAAAACAAAGAAAAGGGGGUCAGAAUCCUUCAAGCAAAUUUGGUCACAUUUCCUGUACUUUGGGACUUUAUUGGCCCUCUUUCAUUCCCCUGUUUGGCUUUGAAAGACAUUGUGUGCAAGCCAGAAGAGUUGUUUUAGGUUUGUUAAAUUCAGGAGAUUUAUUUAGAGGUGCACCUGUUCUUACUCUUCUUAGCCAAGCAGGAAACUCGAUCAUCAACGGAUAUUUGCUUGAGCUUCACAUCAACAAAAUCAAUGAGGUUCAGUUUUCCAGGGACUAAAAUACCUCAUAAAGUCUUUGAUUAUCCAGCUACUUAGUUGAAGAUUCUCCAGUCCACUAUUCGUCGGGAUAACCUACAGGAAUUCCCAUCACCACCUUUGCCCCUUUACCCCAUCCCCGUUUCUUCAUUUAUUUCCAUUUUACCAGUGGUGAAGCAGAGGUCUCAAACUGGCUCCCAUUGAGGAACAAUGGAAAGUGAGAGCUUAGAAAUUUCAACAAAUUCCAGUGCUGGCAAAACUUUAAAGAACACAGAGAGCUUUCUGGACUACAGUGAUCUUCUCCAUUCUCCUCAAAGCAACAUUCGCCACAGCCGCCUUCUCAAACCAAAGCCCAACAUGAGCUGUCGACGCAAGCGUGAGUUCAUCCCAGAUGACAAUAAGGAUGCAUCUUACUGGGAAAAGCGACGCAAGAACAAUGAGGCUGCCAAGCGUUCCCGGGAGAAACGGCGCUAUAAUGACAUGAUCCUCGAAAACAGAGUUAUGGUGCUGAACGAUGAAAAUGUACGUCUGAAAACGGAGCUUUUACAACUUAAGCUCAGGUUUGGUAUGAUAAGUACAGCCUCCUAUGUGGAAAAGAGUCAGCAGAUUGGUGGAGCAGUCAAUGGAAGUCCUGGGGGAAACUCCACGUCCUCCUCUACCACAAGCCGUUUCUACCCUAAUGAUUACUCAAGUGUUUCUCAGAUGAUGAUGAACUCUGAUUCUUCUGAAACAGACCAGUCUGUUCGAGGGGACAGGCAUGUGAAAAUGGCAAAGUACUCCCCACGAGGUUCUCUCUCCGAUAUGUCCGAUGGCUCCUCUCGGGACAGCCCAGAGCCACUUUUGUAUGACAUCAAGCAGGAGGGGAUGGGUCUAGACAUGGACAUUGUCAACAGCACUGCCACACAUAUCAUGUUAAACAUUCAUUCUAGAUUGCCUGCAGUACUUCACCAGCACACUUUUGAGCCAGGUUAUUCAGCCAACCAACAGAAGCAACGAUGCCAAGAGACCAUUGCAAGUUCAGUCGCUCCACAACCUGCUCAAAGAAGUGUUAUCCUAUACCGUUCAAGCAGUGCCUCAUAUCCUGUGGAAACUCAGGAAAUGAUUCCUAAAGAACAGCAGAACCUCACACAGCCUAUUGAGGGACCAACUGGAAGUCCCAAAAGCUUGGCAGAGGUGUCUAAACGGCUAGAGAGAAAGACUUUGGACUCUCCUCCUUAUGAGCACCCAGAUGGGGAAGCAGCCGACAGGCAAGCUUACAUUGCUCAACAACAGACACCCAGGGUUGAUGCUUCUGCCCCAGAUCUUCUAAUGAGACCAGAGAAAGGAGAUGAAGCACAGAUAUACCACUGUUCUAAUGGAAACUUAGAGAAUGAUGAGCCACCAAUGCUGGCCUACGAAGGAGGCUUGAGACAAGAAGAGUACUACGAGAGUCACUCUGGAAAGGACACUUCCUCAAGUGACGGGGAUCCCCGCAGCUCUGAUAAAGAGGGCUCCACCGAUGAUGAGUCUCCCUCUUCUUCUUGCUCUGAUACAGGGAGCAACCAUCCUCACAUAUUCAUGACCCAGAUCUCCUUCUCACCAAGCCAAUGCAAAGACGGCCAAGUGGAAAUUAAAGGCACUGCCCUACCCCACAAAUUGAGACUCAAACACAGAGCUCAGAGCGAUGGGAGAGCAUCGUCUCAAGACUCACCGACGACACCACCUGCUAACUCUCAGCCAUUACCUCAGCAUCCUUACCUGGACUUGUCUCAACCUGGCAGCCAGUCGAGUCCAGGGUUUUAAAAGCAGGACACCUCGGCUGGAAGCAUCGAAUGUGGGAAGAAGGAAUCAAGUAUGCGUAACGGCCGUAACAAGAGACAUGACUGAACGGGAAACUGUGGGACUCACUUGGGUCUUGACACAAAGCCCCAAGAGACUUUUUAUAAACCCAUCUUGAGGUCCCAUUUUGAUCUUGUACCCUUCACCCCAUUCCAAGUUCUAAUGCCUAGAGAUAAGAGAAGUGGACAUCAUCAGGACUGCUGCAUUGUACCAUAAUGUAUAUAUUUACCUUUUAUUGGUUUGGUUUGUAUGUUUGUUUGACCUCCUCUUAAGGUUACAGCAGCACUUUUAUAACCGAAUUAAAUAGUACGUCAUGCUAUUGAUCGCACUUACCCGUAGUUCCCAUGCUGCUGCAAGAUGUCAAAGUAUGCCAUUCAAUUCAAAAGCAAUAUCUACCACAUGUGAGGCAUUGUAAUGGAUUCAUAUUUGUAAAUAGGCUAUUUCAAGUGCCCCAUCCUAAUUUUUGGCCACACCUUAUCAACAGAACAUUUGCAGGUGGCUGUGCACCAUUUUUAAACAUACUAAACACCAGAAGAUUCAGGGAACUUUUCCCUUGACCAAAGAAACAUGGCUUUGAGUUUAUACCUCUCUCUGCUCCCUACCUCUGCUUUCCUAACUAGUGCUCCCCAUCACUUUCCCAAUGUUAAACAGCCUAGAUACCACUCUUUCUUGAUCAGGCACUUGGUUUGAAUGUAUAAAAUGUGAUAUAAAUAUUAUAUAUGAAUAUAUUUUAAGAAAACAAAAAGAUUACAUGAAAAAAAUAGCGAGUUCGGUGACUAAUGAAUUUGUCCUUGUCAAAAAUACUGUACAAUAUCAGUGUGUUUGCUGUUUGAUAUGCCACUUAAUAUAAACUCCUUUUUUUACUUUAACAAUUUGCAAUUAAAUAUAUUUUUUAGAAAUUUUCCUUUUAUAGAAAAAAUUAGAAAAUGCCCCAAAUCCUUUACAGAUGCAUUAGUGGGUUGAUGUAAGCUUCAUGUCAUAGAUACUAAAAUUUGUUUCCAUUGCAGUUAUAACUCAUUGUCUGAUCUUGAAACAUUACAUGGUGUUUA